This is a messenger RNA of Plasmodium malariae, 6252 nucleotides long. RefSeq names its product conserved Plasmodium protein, unknown function. Lineage: Eukaryota; Apicomplexa; Aconoidasida; Haemosporida; Plasmodiidae. The record is from RefSeq and is a predicted model, not a curated record. Gene Ontology annotation, cellular component: lipid droplet; membrane; cytoplasm. Gene Ontology annotation, biological process: lipid homeostasis; triglyceride catabolic process. Gene Ontology annotation, molecular function: triacylglycerol lipase activity. Bases 1 to 6252 code for a protein of 2083 amino acids. The transcript has a single exon.
AUGGGUAAUACGAACAAUAAUGAAACGAACAAGAAAGAAGAUGAAGAGGAUGAUGAUGGUUUCAUAAAAAUAAGACAUGUAGAAGGGAAAAAGAAUGAAGAGAUAAAGAAUGACAUUGAUAGUGAGGGUAGUAGCAGCGAAAAUAAUGGAGGAAGUAACAGCGGUAGUAGCAGCAGUCGUAGUGGCGGUAAUAGAGGAGGUGAUAUUAGUGGUGAUGAGGAAGAACUGAAUGAGGAAACCAAAGCAGGGGACAAUGAAGGAGUAUUCAGAAGUAAAGGAUUGUUUGAGGAUGGUCUACGUAAUAUACUUUUUAGUGAGAACUAUUUCAAGAACUUUUUUAGCCUAAACGAUAUAAAGAAAUUUGGAUUUAUUGGAAAGAAUGAAUGUAGUAAUAAUAACGAGUUGAAAAACGUAAAUUAUGAUUCUUCGAUAAAUGUAAAGCAUGGUAGACAUAUGAAUGAAUUGAUAAUUUAUAAUAAUCAAUAUAUGAUAAAUUUAUUAAAUGAUACAACAAAAUCUAAAAUAGAAAUAGCAAAUUUUAUUUCUUUCUAUUUUUGUUUUUUAAGUAUGAUGAAAAAUGAAAUUCCUAGUGUACCAAAUGCAAGGAAGGAACAAGAAGACUUCUCAACUAUUAGCUACAUAUAUCAAAAGGUUAAGAAUUCGAGGAAUUACAUUUCCACUCAUGAUAUAGAAACAUGUAUAAAGAAUUAUUUAUAUCAUAUUGAUAGGAAAUAUUAUCCUAUUUUGAAUAAUCAAAUAGACGAGGAUAAUAGGGAUGAAAUUAAUACGAUGGACGAUAGAUCAACAGGAAGUUUUCAAUAUUCAAACAAGGAAUAUGAAAAAAAAAGGGUAAUAAUUGAUAAAAAUAUGGUACAACAGAGUCUACAAAAAUUUAACAUAUUAAAAGAAUUAUUUAGGCCAUAUAAGAAUUUGACAAAGUUUAUGAGUGAAACAGAUAGGGGGCAUAUUCACGAAGAUGGUGGGUAUUUUCUUUUCCCCCCUAAAAGGAGGAUUGUGCAUAGAAUAAAGAUAUGGGAUGAUAAAAUUACAUUAAAACCUAGGACUUCCAUGAAUAAAAAGCUUGAUGAAACGUUUUAUAUGUACGACUGUUCUUUGUUGAGGGGGGUUAGGAGGAGGAGAAGCAGCGGAAAAGGUAGUGGUAAACGUAUCAUCAAAGAUAGCGUUAAACGCACAGGAACGCAUAGUGGAAAAUAUAACUGCAAAUAUAGCAGUAAAUGUAGUUACGCACACAGUGGACACCUGCUGGACGAUACUGCAACAGAGGCCCUUGGCAAAAGCAACUUGACAAAAUCAUUCGAUGAAAGAAAUAUAACGAAUGAGGAGGAAGUAACUGACAAUAUGUCUAUCAAGAAAGAAGUGAAUAAAAUAAAGAGCUACAGAUCGUACUCUGUAUAUAUUAGAAAAACGCUUUCUAAAGUUUUUUAUAAGAGUGAUAUGAAUAAAAGUGGAGCUGUAAGCAAAAAUAGUAUGAUAAAUAAAAAUUGCAUUACAAGUAAAAAUAAUUUAUUAUUAGGACACCAUAAAGAACCAAAUGGGCGAAUGAACCUCGGAAUAUCAUUUUCUGCUGCCGGGUUAUUAAUUCCUUACCACUUAGGAGUUAGUAGUUUAUUAAUUGAAAAAAAUAUUUUAAACAUGCACACGAAUAUAUCCGGAUCAUCUGCUGGUUGUAUAUGUGCAUGCCUCUUAGGGAUUGGAUUAAAUAUAGAUAAGUGUAUAUUUUUAGCUGAAAAUAUUAUUAGUAAUGUAUAUAAGAAAGGGAGUUACCAAAAAUUACAAAGCGUAUUAAAUUUAGAGUUAAACAAGUACCUAUAUGCUGAUAGUUAUAACUAUUUAAAUACUCGCAUUGGAAAUGUAUUUGUUGGUAUAACACAGAUAUUGCCUUAUUAUAAAAAGUUAAAUGUCAAUAAAUUUAAUGAUGAUGAGGAUUUAAUAAAUGCAAUAAUUGCAUCUUGUAAUAUUCCUAUGUAUGUAUCUAAUAACGUUUUUGUAAAUUUUAGAAAUAAAAAAUGUAUUGAUGGAAUUUUUAGUACAAAAAAAAAAGAUUUUGGUUGUAUUAGUACUAAGACCGAACGAAUGAUAAGAGUAAUUCCAUUCGACUUUCAUUAUAUAGGUAUGGAAAAUAAAAACAAUGGUGUGAUUAGUCCUCAUUUGAUUAAAUAUAAUCAUAUAAUUUUUCUCUUUUUAUGUAUUAAAAAUUUGUUCCAUAAAUUUAUAAAUAACAUAUGGGUAGAAAAAGAUUAUUUAUUUCUAUUACGAAAUUUAAAGCAAAUUUUAGAUAAAAAAAUUUUUGAUUAUUACACAUUUGUGAAGAGGUAUUUCUUCUUUUUAAGAAGCAGUGAUAUAGUUACGGAUGAGCAAAAAGUAGGGAAUAGGAAAAACAUAAUAGAUUUAAUUAACCAUAUUAGAAAUAAAUUGAACACACUAAAUUAUAUGAACAUAAAUUCGUUAGAAAUAGAUCUAUUUUUAAAAUUAAAUAAUGAGAUAUUCCUUCAGUUAAAUAAUAAAUAUGAUAAUAACGUACUAAAGUUUUGUAAUUUUUCCGUAACGCUAAUAAAUGUUAUGGGCAAAUAUUUUUUUGAAAAUUUUGAUGGUUCUAGCCUGGACAAAAUUGUGCUUCAUUUUUUGAGAAGUAACCCUGGGAACAAUGAUGCAGCAUGUAAUGAUGGAAACGGAGGUGCAGAACGCAAUAUUGGCGGUGGAGUUGGAGGUUGCAAUGAUAGUAAUAGCGGUGCUAACAUCCAUGAUGCUCGUAUUAACGACUUCAUACGAGAGGAAAAUCAUGAAAAUAUAUUCGAAAUGGUUUUCCAAUUUUUAAAAAAGAAUGGUUUUUUGAAAGUAGACAAAUACAUAUACUUUAACCCCCAACUAAAGGAUGAUAUAAUAAUAUAUUUUUUUAAAGAAAUAUUUUUUAAUGAGAAUAUUUUGAAAGCAAAAAGAAAAGCACUCAAGAGGAAUAUACCUCUUAUGAUAGAAGUGCUAAAAGUUAUAUUUUUUAAUGAGCAUGUAAAAAGGAGAAUUUUUAAAUUAUUAAUUUUUGCAGUAAACUGUAAUGAGAAGAAAUUAGACUAUUAUACUAGGGAUGAUAUAACUUCUUCUCCUAUAUAUGGAGGUAAAAAUAUGUCCAUGUUGUUCUUUGAAAAUAUAAACGAUAUAAAGGUCAUAAAUCAUUAUUUAAAGUAUAACCAUAUUUACAAAAAUUUUAUUUAUAUCAUCUAUGAGAUAAAUACUGUGAAUAACAAGGUAGGUAAAGUAAGCAAGUAUAACUAUUACAACUAUAUGAACUUGAAUAUGGAUGAUGUUAAUGAUAUGUACCUAUUUUUGUAUGUUUAUCUGUAUUCCAUUUUGAACUAUAAGAUUUUGUUUGCGCUCAUCAACAUAGAACAGAGGGAGAGCUUUUUAAAAGUAGGAGUGAACACAUACCCUCGAAGUUUGCAUGCCCGAGUAGGUGGAGGUAUUAGCCUGCGCCCUGAUAAUGGCACUUCAAAGAAGAGUACUACUGACCAUGGUACUGAUAACAAUGCCAUUGUUAACAGUGGUACACCUCAUUUUAUUCAAAGGUACAGAGAAAAUAACUUAUUAAAUUCCUUUGACCCAUCGUAUAACUUAAUGAACAAGGCAGAAUCCUCGGGAUUAAUAAAAAGAUUCUCAGGGUUAUGGUUAAGGAGGAAGAUAAAAUUAAAUUUGAGUUUUCUUGAAAUAAAUAAUAAAUUUGAGCUUAAUUUUUUUAAAGGGAAUAAUAAUGAAAUAGAAAGAGACGACAACUUAAACUUGAAUUAUGAUGGAAAAUAUUCUAUCGAAAUGGAUAACGAUAUGGACAUUAAGAACAUUAAGAAAAGUGCUAGUUAUACUGACAAGUUUUUGUUAGAAGAUGAUGAAGAGAGGGAAGAGACAAAUAAAGUAAGGAACACCAUAUCGUUUGGAAGUGAAGAAGUAACACUAGGUGGAAAGUAUUGUAAACAGGUAGAUCAUAAUGAGACUGGAAACAGUUUUAACACAGGUAGUAGUUUUAUUUUUAAAAAUUUGAAGAAAACUUGGAAAGACGAUUUUUUUAAAUGCCCAAUUAGGAAAGUGGAAAACAUUAUAGAGAGAAUAAAUGAAAAUGAUUAUUCCAUUUACACAAAUUGCUUUUGCACAUUUGAAAAUUUGCUUAUUUUCAAUUACGGCUGUGCGUUUAUCGGAAAGAUCGACGAAUACAUAAUGAUGAAUAGAAGCAAGAUAUUUGAAAUGAAUAAAAAAAAUAAAAAAGAAAUUUUUUUUCUUUUGCAUCAGUUGUAUUUGUAUUACAGGAAUAUUCUGUUUUUGCUCAAGUUUGUGUUUGGUAUUAACUUUUGUGAAAAGACGCAGUAUAAAUAUUUGAGGAAGAGGAGGAGAAGGAAAAAAAAAAGGUGGGAAGAGAAAGGAGCGGAAGAGAAAGUGAGGGACAAGAAAGAGGUACAAGAGGAAGAAGCGGAAGAAAAGGAAGGGGAGAGAAAAAAAAAAAGUACACGGAAAGACGAACGGAAUGAGGAUAAAGAAGAAAGUGAUGAGUCAGGGGUUAGCACCAAAGAAGGACCUAAAUCAGGAGCAUUAAAAAAUAGUACUUCACCUGUGGGGAAUAAAAAAUUUUCUUCAAUUGUUGAAGAUAUAUUUGGUGAUAGAACUUUUGAACGAAGUGAUAUGGAUGUAAAUAACAGCAAAAAAUUUGUGGGAAAAAAUGAAAAUACGUGUGUAGAUUUAAUAAGUAGUCAAUAUUUUACAUUAUGGAGGAGUUACUCGGAUAGUAGGAGUAAAGAAAAAGAGAACAUUUCUAAUGAAGAAAAAAAUAAAAAAAUGAAGAAAAGAAGGAAUAAUUUAGUGGGCAGAUCUUCUCUUACCAUUUUAGAAGAGGAAUCUACCAAUGAAAGAAGGAAGAAUUUUGCUCUAGGGUCAAAUAACGAUUUUGUAGAAGAAAUAAAAACAAAUAUAAGUGAAGUAUUAUAUGAUAAUUGUCAAACAUAUUUUGUGAAAAACUCAUUUUCAAUGAGAAAAUUAAUAAAAAUAGGAUUUAAGGGUGCAAAUGAAAAAGAUGUAAAAAAAUUAUAUGAUUUAGGUCGAAGUGACGCAUAUUUAUGGUUAUAUAUAGAGUACUUAAAUGUAGGUAUGUAUAUAUAUAAGAAAAUUUAUAUAAUAUAUUUGAAAUUAAUUUCAGCAUUUGAGUCCUUAAUUUAUAUAACCAAUUUAAAUAAAAAGAAGAAGAAAUAUGAUGUUGAAAAUAUGCUUGGCUUGAUUGGAAAUUUUGUAAUUUAUGUAAAUGGACAACCUUUUAAUAUAUUUAAAUUAUGUAAUUUUGUUUUUUCCUGUUAUAGUUACACCUAUAAAUCAAAUAGUACUGAGUUUUUUUUUUCAAACAAUGGGCUGAGGAAAAAGACAAAGUGGAAUUAUUUUAAUAAUUCUAAUUUUAAAGCCAAUAAAAGGAAUGAUUGGAAGAAUAGUACUAUUCCUAAUGAACAGAAAGAUUUAGAAAAUUUUUCCUGCACUGUUAAGGCGGAAAAAAAGGGGGAUAAAAAAGAGGAAAAGGGGAAAACCUAUGAAGCACUCUAUAGUUAUCGUCAAGGUGGGCAAGGAGACAAUAAAUAUGAGAGGAGUGUACAUAACAAAUAUGAGGGGAAUUGCUCAGUUACUUACAAUGCACGAGGAAAUCUGGAACAAGUUCAUUUAAAUGCACCAUCCUCAGUCAGGAAAAAAAAAGAAAAAAAAAGCCUGAAUGACAGUAAAAGCAAAAAUUUACAUGGCAAUAAGAGUAGGGUGUUAAAAAAAGGAGAGAGAAAUCAUCCGAGGAAAGAAGAAAAAAGUAAGAGAAGAAACCCUUUUAUCAAAAGUACUAACACGAAAAGAAAAUUUUAUAGAAGUAUAAGCUUACCAUUAAAUAUUAAGAGAACGAUUUUACGGAUGAACAGGUUAAAAAAUAAAAUAAGUUUAAAUAAAAAUAUAAUAGAUGGUAUAAAUAGCGAAAUAUUAAAAGGUACUCCUUAUGAGCAUAUUUAUACGCACACUAAUUUUUGGCUUUACUCUUCAUCUGAUGAAGGGGAUAUGAUGAAUAGUUAUUGUAAUGGUCUUUAUGUGAACAAUACAGAUAAUACAAAUAAACAGUUUGAUUCCAUCUUUGAUGAAAUGUCCGAUGACUUAGAUGGUUUUUCAAAACUGUCCAUUCUUUUCAAAAACUUUCGAAAUAUGGACAACGGGUUAGGCUUGUCCGGUUACUUCGGUUUUUGA